Messenger RNA from Theileria parva strain Muguga, 3765 nucleotides. Its product is annotated as putative integral membrane protein. NCBI's taxonomy places the organism in Eukaryota, Apicomplexa, Aconoidasida, Piroplasmida, Theileriidae. The coding region runs from base 47 to 3754 and encodes 1235 amino acids. The record is from RefSeq and is a predicted model, not a curated record. The transcript is spliced from 6 exons.
UUAGUUUGCAUGAAUUGAGGUAAAUUUGUAUAAUAAUGAUGUUGGUAUGGCAAUUCAAACUCGUUCAAGUCAUGAUUCAGGAGGAAAAGAUCUUAAAAAUUCCAUCUUCCCUAACCAAAUCGUCCAUAAACCUCCUAGUUCCCGGAGGAACACUACCAACAAUGUAAGAAGUAGUGAUCCUUCAGGAGUAGAAUAUGAAAUUGGUGAUAAUUGGGGCAAAUACGAGAUUUUACAAACAAAAUGGUUAAAAUGUAUUUUAUCAGUUGAUUUACAAAAUGAAAAUGCCAAUAUUCCUGUUAGCAAGCAGUUGCGAUUUCUCAACAAUGCUAUUAAAUAUGUUCUUCGAAGUAUUCCCAAUCAACAACGCUGUAAAUUUUUUAUAAUUUUUCUGAAAAAAUAUGAAAAAGAUGCUGAAUUUAUAGACCGUUUGUAUGUAAUUUUAAUUCGUUGGUUUUUCUGUUUUAAGUACAAAUUUCGUCUUUCAGAAUUUCCAUCAUUAGGGUGUGUAUCAGUGCUUAGUAGUAUUUUUUGGUCUAUUUGCGCUAUUGGCACUUUGUUCACAAAUUUCAUUUUAACUCUAUGUAAUAGCUAUAACUCAAUGAAUUCGGUUGUAAUGGGACUGAUUGGGUAUGAGUCUGAGAUAAAUUCAGACAAUCAGUUGUAUAUUAGUGACCAGGACAUUUUAAAGUUGUUUCCACUUUUUUCAAAAUUUCAGACAAACGAAUUCUCUCCUACUUUUCACCAACUUUUUACCUCAUUUCUGCUUAAAUUAUAUUGUAAGAUUAGCUUAAAGACGGAUAAUAGUUCCCAUAACUUGGACAAAUUAAUGUGUAAAAUAAACGAGUAUGAAAUUAAUUCAGUAACUGAUGUUAAUAUAUACAUAAUGUUGCUGGAUCUGUAUUGUAAAUUAUCGUUAAAUGUAGAGGGGUUGGAAAGUUUUAUCCCUUUACAUGGGCCUGCAACAGUGUAUUCGAACCUUCUAAAGCAGUUUAAAUCUGAUGAUAAGAUGAGUAAUGAAGUGGUCAAGGGAAUAAUAUAUUCAUUUUCGAGAUUUUUAACUCGUCUGUUCCCGAAAUACAACUCAGUGAGUUCUGUUCCAGACAGUGUUUUAAUUUUAAUUCAGUCAUAUUUAAUUAUAGAACAGGAGAAUAGCGUAAAUAAUUGGGAUGAUGAGUGUGUAUUUGAAACCCUCAAAAGUGUAUUAAUAAAUCAUGAAUUGGGAAGAGAAAUAUUAAAGAAAUUAAGGAUAAACUUUAACUAUUACAGUAGUAAUUUGCCAUUAGAAGGCGAAUCAAUAGACUUGAUCAAUUUUAUAUACGAAGGUAUAAUAAAGAGUAGUGGUAUUCCAAGAAACGUGAUAUUGUAUUGUACAACUAGUUUGACAAAUAAAAUCGAGGAAACUUAUGUAAAUUAUGAAUUGAGUAGGGAAAUUGCAAAUAAGUUUUUAAUAUCCCUUUUUGAUCAUCUACAACAAAAUAAUCUUUCAAUUUCAGAUUUAUCCAAUGUUAUACCAACAACAGAUAAGAAUGGAGUGGAUAGAAGUAGUGUGAUAACGUGUGUUUUGGUAUCAAUGGCGACUUUGAUGAAUGAUGAGAUCUUUGUUGAUGGUAGUUCUGACUCAUUGGUCCGUGUUAUUGUUAACCUCAAGUAUAAUUAUACACAGGAUUCCAGUUUGUAUAAACUGUUUUUAUCAUUUUUAUACUGUGAAAUAAAGGAUGACACUGUGCUAUCACUAGAGUACAGAAACUAUGAAUUGCAACUUUAUAGAACUAUAGUUGUACACUACUUGUCGCAGCUUAUACAAUCACCAGUUAGAUUAAAGCAUUUCAUGUUUGACGGGAUGGUUUUGGAAGAAAGUAUAAUUAUUGUGAGGAUGUUUAAAUUUUUAAAUUUCAGAACAAAUCACUUGUUAAUGGACAGAAUUGUGUUUGAAAAGUUUCUAACCACAAGAUUUAUUCCUCUGAGUGAUGUUCAAGGGAUGGAUGAUGAAGUCGAGAGUUUAAUAUUUGGGUUUUUAGAAUAUAACAUGAAUAACACAACUCGCGAACAGAACAAUUUGUUAGUUAAAUCUGAAGAUUUCGUACAGAAUGCUACGAAUUUUGAUGUUUACUUUUUUAAAACAAUUCUCAGGUUUAUCACUCAGUUCAGGUAUAACAGUAAGAACGCUACUGAGUUGGUGGAACUGUUAUUGUACAAGUACCAUAUGAAGUUGUGUAGCAACAACUACUACGACUUGAAUAUGACCAACAGAAUAUACUCAAAUAUUAAGAAAUUGGUGGAGACAAACUUGUAUGGCCAGAAGGUCAAAAACUCACUUUUUGUUCAGUAUUUCGGCCCUAAUGAAGAUUCUAGUGAUUUUAUCGAGUCAAACGAAUUUAUUAGUGAUGAAAAUGGUUCAAAUCAUGACAAGUUAAACAGCUGUGGUGGCUCAGUAACAAGCACUGAUGUACAAUUAAUAGAACUGCUAAAGUUAAAUAAUAGAUACACUAAAAGAGCAUUUUACACUUUAAGUCACAUAGUUUCUGGCCAUUUAGUGUCAUUUCUGCCUGUAAAUCACAUCCCAACAUUUCUCUGUAACUGGGCCUCUUCCCUACCAAUUGACACCACAAGCGCUGUGAAAAGCGAAAAAAUAGCUAUAGCACGUUUUAUCCUCUUUUUACUCCUGUCCCAAGUGAUAUCACUGAAGAAUGAACUUACUUUGAAGAUGUUUAGGACUUUAGAACCCAUAAUCUCAGCCAUUAAUGUGAUUUACAUAAAUUUGGAGAUCAUCCACAAGGGUCCUAAGCCCUAUGCAUUUUGUGAAGUGAUUUCAGACGAAGAGGAGAUUUACACUCCCGAGAGGUGUAACUUCCUAUCACAGGAGUCGAUAGAGCUUGGCGACGAUAACUUUUAUGAGAACUUGGUUAAUAGCUACAACACUUUGAGGGAAGAUUCCUUAAGGAAGUUUAAUGAGAAGAAAGGGAAUAUAAAAAAGAGAAAUAAGGAACAGGUGCAACUAUUACUUCAAAUUUCACUACUGAUUUCACAAAUUUUCCUCAACAUUAUUUUACAUUUGUACAAUACCAUUAAUGAUGCUAAUAAUGGCUUAAUUACCAUUACAGAUGAUGGAGUUGUGUUGAGUUGUAUUGGAAAGAAGAGAACGUUGUAUUAUAAGACUGUCGAGUUUUUACUAUUGAUUGAUAACACUUUGUCAACAAUGAUCAGGACCUGUAUACUAUCAACUUUAAAUUUGGAAACUGAUUCUGUCAAGUCUGAGACUCAGAAUAUUACUGUAAAAUUGGAAAAUUCACCUAACAAUUAUGUAAACCAUCAUAACACUUUAAAACAUGACACGGUACAAGAUAAUGCUUUAAAGCAGGAUAACGGUGCUGGAGAACGUGUAGAUUAUAUUUAUAAGGAGAAAAGGUAUAGUGAAUUAAUAAACAAAAUAAAGAAUUUUAAGGAAACCAUCAAGUCAAAAUUAGCCUAUUUCAACUCAUUCCAGAAUAUAUACAAUAUGAGCGUUGACAACUAUGGGAGUACUGGUGAUGUUGCAAAUGACACUGGGAACACUGGAGAAAAUGAGCUGGAUGACGGCUUAGAGGAUGAUUUGGAGGAUUUUAUAGAUUUUGAAACUGAUAGUCAUUUAUCAAUGAUAACAUAUAAUACGAAUAAACAUACCGAAAAAUACAAGAACAUGAGUGUGAAGAAGAAAUUGAAGAUGACAACUCUACGAAACGAGUGGAAAUGUAUAAUUAAAUCACAUUUAAUGUAAUAAUAUUUAUA